GAACAGCCGCCUGCUAGAUUAAGGAGCAAGAUGAGCGGCCGGCGAAGCACCAAAACCGAUACGCCUGGAAGCCAAACUUCCGGCAAAAAGAUCAACGAGAUGGAAGUAAGCGGAAAGUUUAAGCCGUACUCGGAGAUCACCGGAGUCUGCCAUCGCUGCAGAGAACAGAUCUACUGGAAGCGCCGGUACGGAAAAUACAAGCCCUCAUCGAGCCUGCCAAAUGCCAGCAAUGCUCCAAGCGUAAUGUUCGUCAGGCUUAUCACAAUCUAUGUUCCGGCUGUGCUAAGGAGCAAAAUGUAUGUGCAAAGCGUUGUUGUCGUGUGGAUCAAAUAAUUAGAAAGGGACUCUGCUGAAAGAGAGGCUGAGCAAAAAAUGCUUGAGGAGGCAAUCAAGAAUGCUUGAGAGAGGGACAGAAGAACCUUGUUACGAGCUCCGAACAAAGAUAAAUCUUAAAGUUCAGGAAAAAUCACAACCAACAAAGAGAAUGGUCGGGUGAGUGAGUUGUUCCCUGAGACAUCCCUUGAAGAAUAUGCCAAGCAAAGUGUAAAGGAACACCAUGUCAAUCAUGAUGAUGACAAUGCUGAUGAUCAUGAGAACAGUAACCCUGAUAACAAUAAUUAUGAUAGUGAAGUUAAUUAUAAUGAAUAUGUCAAGGAUGGUGAAGAAGAUUAAGAUGAAGAUGAAACUUUGAACUAAGAUGGGUAUGGGUUAUUUUUCAAGAUCUUUUCUUCUAUAUUUCCCUAAUCAUUGUUUAUAAGUUGCAGCAAGUAACUAUUUUUUCCCCUUUAUGCUGUGGUACGUGGGAUAGAAUAUAAUAUCAUAUUCUAGGAAAUGAUAAGAGUCUCUUUGUUGCGGGCAAUGAAGAUGAUGAUCCCUUCAGUUCAGUCCAAGUCUAAUGCAAUGAACUUUACAGAAAAAGGAUGUUGCUUCACCUGGUCAGUUAUACUUUGAUGAAGAAACCUUGGGGAAGACACCAUCACAAUCUCCUUUUGCCAAGUUUUCUUUUCUGGAUCUACUUGUUAACAGCCCUCUCUAACAUAAAUCAAGUACGUCCAGUUCAUGUGAUUCACCUCUUUUGCUCCAAGAAGUUUCAAUUCACUUAUUUCUGUUGAUUUUUUUAUUUAUGAAAAAAAUGGCUUUCUGUAACCUUGCUGCAGACAGUUAUCUCUUUUGGUAUUUACUGAUUAAAUUCCUCUCCACUUG
This is a messenger RNA of Rubroshorea leprosula, 1203 nucleotides long. NCBI's taxonomy places the organism in Eukaryota, Viridiplantae, Streptophyta, Magnoliopsida, Malvales, Dipterocarpaceae. The record is from the annotation of a GenBank genome assembly.